UGCUGGACACCACUGAUAGUGGGCAGGUAACUGCAGAAGGAACCACUGCCUUCUCACUCCUGGUGGCGAUGGCCAGUGUGGACAGGGGAGAGCUAAGGGAGCCCAGAGGGGAGCCGCAGGCCCUGGAGCCGGACUGGCAUCAGCGGAUUUUUGUCAACCGCAGCCUGGCGAUGGGGAAGAUUGGCUGCAGCUUUGACAUGGACUACACUCUGGCUGCUUACAAGUCCCCGGCUUAUGAGACACUGGCAUUUAAGUUGCUGCUGGAGCCCCUGGUGUGCAUAGGGUACCUGCAUGAGAUCCUGCGCUACACCUAUGAUCCCACCUUCCCCACCAGGGGGCUGGUGUUCAACGUGCUCUAUGGAGACUUGCUGAAGGUGGAUGCCCACAGGAAUGUGCUGCUGGGCACCCACGGCUUCUCCUCCCUCUCGGACCUCCCCAGGGCGGAGGUCUGGAGCUUCUACCCCAGCAAGUUCAUUCAGAGGGAUUACCUGCAGCGGUUUCACAUCCUCAACACACUCUUCAACCUGCCUGAAACCUACCUCUAUGCCUGCCUGGUAGACUUCUCUGGCUGCUCCCGCUACAUCAACUGUGACAUGGGCUAUCAGCAAGGGAACCUCUUCAUGUCCUUCUGAAGCCUCUUCCAGGAUGUGAUGGAUGCCAUGGAUUAUGUCCACCUUUCGGGCUGUCUCAAGGAGAAGACCUUGGAGGACUUAGAGAAAUUCUGGAGAAGGAUGCCCCACUGCUGGAGGUGGCUCCUCUCUCUGCCCCAGGCAUGAAUCCUCAUCCUUCUGGACAAGAUGAAGGAGGUGGGAAAAGUGUUCCUGGCCACUAACAGCAGCUACAACUACACAGAUACCAUCAUGACCUACCUUGGGUGCUGGAACUUCCCCAGUGGUCCAGAGCCAGGCAUCCCGGUCAGGCCCUGGAGGUCCUACUCUGAUCUGAUCGUGGUGAACACACAGAAGCCCCACUUCUUCGCGGAGGCCACAGUGCUGAGACAGGUCAACACAGACAUGGGCAAGCUCUGUGUUGGUACCUACACCGGCCCCCAACAGCACUGAGCUGUCUACUCUGGAGGGUCAUCGGACGUGGUAUGUGAGCUGCUCGGGGUGCGGGGGAAGGACAUCCUAUGCAUCGGCGAUCACAUCUUUGGGGACAUCCUCAAGUCCAAGAAGCUGCAGGGCUGGCGGAUUUGUCUGGUGGUUCCUGAGCUGUCCUGGGAGCUGGGGAUCUGGGCCCGAGAGAAGGAUGAGUUAAUGGAGAUGCUGAAGAGGCUGGAUGUGCAUCUAGCGGACCUGUACCAGCACACAGAUGGCAGCAGUUACAGCCUGCAACUCAUCAACUCCACCAAGAGGGAGAUUCAGAGAGUCAGCCGGGAGCUGGACCUGUGCUACAGUGUGAUGGGCAGCCUGUUCCGGUGUGGUUUCCGCCAGACACCCUUCUCCAGCCAGCUGAUGCACUACGCCGACCUCUACACAGCCACCUGCCUCAAUUUCCUGUACCGCCCACUCAGCUCACUGUACCGGGCAGCUGGGGAGCUGGUGCCCCAUGAGACAGCAGUGCAGCAAGAAAGGGCUGCUCUGGUUCCUGCCUUCAGCUUCUUCUCUUGCAGUCAGAGGGUCUCAGGGGCCUCCCACCUCCCUGAUCCUCUUUCUCAGGAUCAUCACACUCUGACAUUUGUGAUGCUCUAA
Messenger RNA from Bubalus bubalis (water buffalo), 1691 nucleotides. RefSeq names its product 5'-nucleotidase domain containing 4 (gene NT5DC4). The transcript has 20 exons. The record is from RefSeq and is a predicted model, not a curated record. NCBI's taxonomy places the organism in Eukaryota, Metazoa, Chordata, Mammalia, Artiodactyla, Bovidae. Gene Ontology annotation, molecular function: 5'-nucleotidase activity.